GGCAUUGCAUGUCACUGCUGCCUGCUAGGUUUAAAAAUUGUUCUUGAGACAUCAUGGUUUUCUAUGUUGUUGAAAGCCAAAGUGUAAGGGAGAACUUUUCAAAGACGGCAUGACUCACUGAACGGUGAGAAUAUCACAAAGUGUACAGGCAGCUGUGUUCACAAGACUGUUCUAAACUGACAGUUAACUUUUCAGUUGAAGUGUUAUGACCAGGGAGGAAGGUUACAGAGAAGAAUUUAGCUAUGACAGGAUGCCAACUUUGGAGCGUGGAAAACAAGAGAAUGGAAAUUAUAUACCAGAUAUCAAAUCCAGUGACCUUCAGCUAUCAAAGAGGCUGCAUCCUUGCUUUAGUUACAGAACAUGGAUCUUUUCUUUGCUGAUGGGAACUUGCCUCCUUAUUACUUCUGGCUUUUCACUAUAUCUGGGAAAUAUUUUUCCAUCUGAAAUGGAUUAUUUACGUUGUGCAGCAGGUUCAUGUAUUCCUUCAGCAGUUGUGAGCUUUGCUAUAGCAAGGAAUAAAAUUAAUGUGAUACCAAAUUUUCAGAUUCUGUUUGUCUCUACAUUUGCUGUUACAACAACGUGUUUAAUUUGGUUUGGAUGCAAACUUGUCCUCAAUCCAUCAGCUAUAAAUAUAAAUUUCAACUUGAUUCUACUUAUUCUGCUGGAAAUCUUCAUGGCAACUACUGUGAUUAUUUCAGCUAGGUCUACUGAAGACUGCUGUACGAGAAAGAAAAAUACUGCAUAUGACAGUACCAUCGUUUUGAGCAAUGUCAGUUUUCCGACUCGAAUUCUGAAGUCGUACUCAGUAAUCGAGGUGAUUAUUGGAAUUUCAUCAGUGUUUGGUGGAAUAAUUGCUUUGAAUAUGGAUGUUCUAGUGUCAGGUCCAUAUCUUUCAGUAACGUUCUUUUGGAUCUUAGUUGCUUGCUUUCCAAGUGCUAUUGCAAGUCACGUAGCUGCUGAAUAUCCCAGUAAAUGUCUGGUUGAGGUCCUGAUUGCCAUUAGCAGUGUUACCUCUCCUUUGUUGUUCACAGCUUCUGCAUACUUAUCCUUCAGUAUCAUGCAAGUUGUUGACAUCUUUAAAAGUUAUCCACCUGCUGUUAAACAAUCUUAUGAUGUACUCCUGUUGCUUCUGAUGUUGAUGCUGCUAAUUCAGGCAUGUCUUACUAUUGGGACAGUAAUACAGUGUGUAAAUUACAAGACAAAAAUGAAACUACAUGAUUCAUCUUGGACAGCAUCACAGGUUAAGAAACAGGAAUACAGAACAACAGAGGUUUCCAAUAAUACCUUAAAGGAAUUUGACAAAGACAAAGCCUGGAAAGCAGUUGUGGUGCAGAUGGCUCAGUAGUUUGGAUUCUGCAAAUGUGACCGAUACAGUACAAGCCAAUACAGUAAAUCAACUUUUUGAAUUAAGGCUUAAAAACUUUUCAGUUUAUAAACAGCAAUAUAGUUACAGCAGUAGAGCCAAGGGAUAACACAGUAAAUAAUGUCUUUCUAAUAAUUUUGAAAUAUGUUGAUAAUAUUUUAACACAUCUGUCUUUUCUGUUGGUAUCUGUAUUCUAGUGUUGCUUUAGAAAAUACCUUAGAAAAAAGGUAAUGAGUCACAAGGAUUUACGCUGAUGACAAAAUAAAAUAUGACAAUAUGCAGUAGGCUUCGUAUAUUUGCAAGAGAUUGUUAUAACUGCAGUUAUGCAGUCAGUGUAACUGAUAAAUGCUUUUGUAAAGUUGUGAGUACAAGUCAUAAUUGAUAUUUUUGCUUAUACUUCACUUUUGUAGGAGUUGUGAAGUUGUUUUGCAUCUCAUUGCUUUUAUAUAAAUAAAAGUCUUUAUUAUGUGGAAACUCAAGAAUGUGAUUGACAUUGUAAUUGGAGAGGGAAAAACAGGCUGCUCUUUCCCAUUAACCUUCCAUUUUUGGACUGUUAGAUGGGGAAGGGGCUUCCUCUGAGUGGCCAGACACAAAAUCUACCCCCAUACAGAUUGCCUUUUCCUCCUAUGUCAAUUAUGUGUAUUAUUAUGUAUAUUAUUAUUAUUAUCCUCUAGAUUUCAAACCCUGUAAGAAUUUCCAUGCUAAUAGGUUUUUUGUUGUAACUAGGGAGAUAGCUGCUGACAAGGUGGUGGGGUUUUUUUGAUGUUUUUCUGGUUUUAUUGUUUUAUUGUUGUUUUUUGAAAGGUUCUAGAUGUUGAGGUUAAUUCUUUUUUAAUCUGAAAUAACCCAAAUCCUUUAGUCAGAGCUUGCUGAAAAGCUUGCCUCUUUGCUUUUGGGGAGGGGAAAUAAAGAGAGAGAAUGGUAUGUACAGUGUGGAGCCCUUCAGGAAUGCUUGCAUGUUUUCUUUUAAGUAUGAUUAAGUUAGAAUUUGGAUUGACCCUGAAGUAACAGUUGAGAUAUAUGACUGUAUGUAACAAGGGGAAGAAAUAUAUGGGAAUAAGAAAAGAGGUUGUCAUAGAGCUACCAGCCAUAGGUUCUGCUUUCCAGUGAAGAUGAACACCCCUGGUCUCCCUGCCUGGCCACGACUCUCUUCCUGCCUUGUUCAGCACAGCAGGGACUGCACAAUCUGCCAGGUACUAGGACUUUCCCCUGCACACCCAGGAAACUAGGAGCCCCACCAUGGGUACCACUCUGGAGGUUGAAUUCUUGCAUCCCAUGCAAGAAAGAAAUUCAUGGGGGUAAGAGGCAGGCUUUUAAAGCUGUGCAGGGCUGGCUGCUGGCAUGAGAAGCCUUUCUCAGGCAGAGAAACCUUCAUUGUAAAUCUCGCUCUCUGGGUAAAAGCUUUUGUAAUUCAAAGCAACACCCCCUGUGGCCUUUGCUACUGUCAGCCCUUCUUUGCCAAGUGAUUUUAUGUGUCGAUGUCUGACACAGAAUAAAUCUCGAUUGCUCGUAGCUUUAAUUAGGGUGCGCUGGUAGAUGAUCUGUUUCCACAGCACAACUGGGAAGCUUGUUCAAGGGAUAAAAAUCACCGUGAGGUCAGCUUGGUGAGGUAACAAUGUAUGUGCCAUGCUAUAAGGGUGGAACUGGGUGGAGAGUGUCCUUUCCUGCCUUGCUGUGUUCACUAGUUCAGUAGAAUUAGUGCUAUGGGUUACUGCUUAGUUUACAACGUGAGUUAGGGUCCUAGCUUAGAAGAAAAGAAGAAAGGAAAAAAAAUAGCCCGAGGUAAAAUAAACAAACAAAUCUGGCUGAAGGAUCUUCUGAAAAAGUAAAUUUGUGUGCAUCUGGUGCAUGAGUCCUUCCACUGCUACUAAUUUAGCUAGCAAAAGCUAGGAAAGUGGAAGGGGAAAAUUGCAAUUUUAAAAGCAUUUUUUAUUCCUGUCUGCUCCAGCAGGCAAAUUUCUUCUGCAUCUACCAGGAACAAGAACACACAGUUAGCUAUUGAUAUUUUUUUAUUGUUGUUUUUAGUAGUAACCUGUCUUAAAAGAACAGACAGGUUAGGAGGAAAAAUGCACUUGGGAUCCAAUUAAUCAAUUCUCACCUUUGGUGCUUUUAUCAACUGUUUUUCUGUUAAGACACAUGUCUAGUUAUGGCUAGAAAACCAGUAUGUGUGCACCUAAGCUCCUGUUAUGAACCUGGGCUUAAAAUAGAAUAAUAGAAUGGUUUGAGUUGGAAGGGAUCAUCUAGUUCCCACCCACCCUGCCAUGGGCAGGGACACCUCCCACCAGACCAGGUUGCUCAAAGCCCCAUCCAGCCUGGCCUUGAGCACCUCCAGGGAAGGGGCAUCCACAGCUUCUCUGGGCAACCUGUUCCAGUGUCUCACCACCCUCACAGUGAAAAAAUUCUUCUUUGACUGCUCAACUAGAAUGAGAGAUGUGGAACAAGUGGUACUCUGCCUCCCCCCUGACAACAGGAAUGUAGACCUCUUUUCAUAUCCUGAAAUGUCUCUAUGUCAAAUAGACUGUGCAUAAGUGUUUUUGUAUGUGCAUGUAUGUUCUGCGUGGGUAGUUUUGAGUUGAUAAAAGUUUUCCACAUCUUUCCUACCAUUCAUCUCCAGCAGCUGAAAGGGGAGAUUUUUACAAGGCAAAUGAGCUGACCUAACUCAGUGCAGGAAGGGAUUGUCUCCUCUGGCCUCUUCCCUUGUACUGGCUGUGGCUGGUAUCUGAUUAAAAACCAGAAGAUUUAUCAAUUAAAAUUUAUCGAUUAAAAAAAUGACUAGUUUCCUGCUGAUUUAGUUAGCCAGCUUAGCACGCUGCAAACUCACAGUGGCCAUCUUUAAAUCAUGGAUAUGGCUUCCUACCAACUAGAGGUAGAUCAACAGAAUAUUUGUCUUUUGUUAGUACUUCCUUUGUCCCUUUCCAUCACAUUCCUUGCCUAUGCUUUGCCUUGGUCAUAUGCCCCUUCUCUUCUCCAUUCCCUGUUUGAAAAAGUAGACUUGUACAUAAUCCAUACUUGAAAUUACAACUUUAGACUGACCAUGUAAUCAGUUUGUGUGUAAAUCACUGUCAUGUAUAGUUGGAGUUAAAGGAGUUUCUCAAAUAAAAAAAAUAUUGCAUGUUUUGUGA
Messenger RNA from Calidris pugnax (ruff), 4485 nucleotides. RefSeq names its product megalencephalic leukoencephalopathy with subcortical cysts 1 (gene MLC1). The record is from RefSeq and is a predicted model, not a curated record. Lineage: Eukaryota; Metazoa; Chordata; Aves; Charadriiformes; Scolopacidae. Gene Ontology annotation, cellular component: cytoplasmic vesicle; plasma membrane; endoplasmic reticulum. Gene Ontology annotation, biological process: regulation of response to osmotic stress. The transcript is spliced from 13 exons. The coding region runs from base 206 to 1345 and encodes 379 amino acids.